AUGGAACACGCACGUGAACGCCUACUGGCUUUCCAGACUUGGGAUUCGUGGAUAUCGUAUCUUUUAUCAAUCACCGCUAUCGGCAACUCUCCCAGAGAGCAAAAAAGUCCACCUUCAAUACCGCCUCCCCCUUUUCCUGACUGUCGGACCUCUGAUAGCGAAAAAAUAGCUCCUCACCCACCUUCCAAAACGAAAAAUAACAGUGCUAAGCGUGUUAAGAAGUUGUUCGAACGACCUGUCAUCAAGGCGGGUAGAUCUCGCGCACCUUCAAGAGGCGCCAAAAGAACUUGUUCAAGUUCACAAACUCGUUCUCGUAAAAGACGUUCCGAGAUGCUGUCGGCCAUCUAUCGUAUCACACGCGAUCUAGAAGCCGAGAGUGUCUCAAUCUCAGGGCGGAACAAUUGCCACGCUAGCGAGGCAGACUCGGACACGGAUUCUACGGUCUUUUUGAGGAUAUCGGAGCUGAAAUCAGAAACGAAUGAAACUUUACCCCGACCCCAUGUCAGUCCACCGAUUCCGCCACACAAGUUAGAAAAGAAACAUGAUUCACAGUUGUUGUCGUCUGAUUCAAAGUUAACAAAAGGGGGGACAGCACAUGAGGACGAAGAGCAGAAGGAGAGAGAGAACAAGCAGGGAGAGUUGGACAAAGCUGGGAAUUCGACAAUAGGGUGGCCAAGACAUAAAGUCGAAGGGGAGAAUGGGAAGAAGAAAAAGGAGGAAAAUAGGAGAGAGAAGGUGGAGGCGAAGGCAUGGAAGAAAAAUGAAGAGGAAGGCGGAGUCCGGCUUGACAAAAAUGCAAAACAAUAUGCUAUUUCUGCCCAAACCACUAAACCGAAUACUCAAAAUGCAGAAGAAUCGGUCAGUAGAGAGGUGCAACGGUAUGACGAACGAAUUCAAGUGGCCAGAUUGGGCACAGAAGGCUACUGCAUUCGAGGAAAUGAGAGCGGACGCACCUCCAAUGGAAUCGCGCCGCAACUGAUUGAAAGAUUUGGACAAAAGGAGAGUACUGAAAGACUUCAGGAUCCUUUGGAAGUACCUAGAGAAAUAUUGCAGACUUCGAGAAGAAGUGGAGAAUGUGCCUUGUCCGCUGAGGCUUUCCCUCAUCUAGUCAGGCGGUGGGCUCACCAUACGAGCCUUGAAUUGACGAGCAAAGUUGUUGAUUUUGUAGUAGACGACUGUAGCGGACCCUGCUUCCGAAAUGGAUGCCCACAGGAGUCACAAAACACACUCGACUUUGUGGAGGACGAAGUAUUUAUUCAGUUAAGUAAAAUAGAUUAUGAACCUAGUGAGACUCUAUCUGAAAAACAGUCGAGUCAAAAGGAGUUCUUAAACAUCCCUGAAUUGGAGAGGUGUGUGGCAGAAAGAUCGCUGAGUGAGCUUUCUACACAAGUCCACACUCGUAGAUCCAAAAAGGCGAAUACUAGGCGACUUCAAAAGCGUCUGAAACACACGCAUGUGCCACAGAAUACACCAGAAUGUGUCCAAGAACAGAAGAAUAAACGAAAAAUGAGGCACAAAUUCAAGCGUCAUUUGAAAACACUGGAGGAAGUUGAUAGUUGCUUGAGGGCGGGAGAGGGAACAGACGAGGAGACCGUAGUAGAUGGAAUGGCUUGUAGACGAAGAGGAAAGAGAAGCAGGAGUAGGCGAAGGAGGAAAGAGUGUAGAUCCAAAGAGCGGCAGCAGCGCUGUAAAGAUGUUAAGUCGCGACGCAUAGUCUCCGAAUUUGGCGAUGAAAGUGAGGUCGUAUCCGAUGCACACGGGAAGGAUGUCAUAGUCUGGAAGUGUAAAAAAUCGCCAGAGAGCGUGAAGAAACACAAACGUUUGGCCCCUGCCGAAUCAAAGAACCCACCAAUGGGGAUUAAAAAGUUUGUACAACAAGCAGCGAAACCAAUUAAGUGCGAAAAUGUCAUCGCUGAUGAGUUCAAAAAAGUAUUCCCAUUACCGAGACACAGACACCAAAAAGCAAAACGUUCACCACCAGUCCAUACCAAACAAUGUCUAAAUAGAAAUAAUAAUGCAGUAAACGGGAAGGGAGACGUGAAAGCAGGCUUGAACAGGAAGGCGGUGACAAUCCGACACACAUCACCACCGGUGUCGGCAAGGGAGUCUGGGUGUAGAGCACCAUGUUCCUACGAGGGCACUCCACCUCCCCGAAGGUCCAUCCUCGCUUCAGAUUCCGUCGGAGAUGCCCUCCAUUUCUUCUCCUACCCAACUCCAGGUACCAAGUUCUCUGAAGCCACAGGGUCCCUCAAUUCCUCCUAUUCGUGCUUUGAACCUCCCAUGCCCUCCCCUUGUGUAAUCCGGUGCCAUCAAACGCCAAAACCUGUGAGGUCAGUUCCAGGUGAAUGCAACCCACUCAAGGUGAAGAAUAACCGCCCGAAAUCACACAAAUUGAAACCCGGGAGACUUCUUCGACGUAUUUCGAGCUUCAAAGCGCAGCUAGAGGGCUACAAUAAGAAAGGGCAACCCUAUGGAGUGGAAAACCUGCUAUCUCUACUAACAAAAAAGUACGCUCUCGAUUUACGUGAGUAUGUACAGUACCUACAAGUACUGAGAGACAAGAACAACGCUAACAGGAGCUGGCAUUUGUCAAUUGGGCAGAAUAAGUGGGGUCAAUGGACACAGAAGGAGGCGAGUGAGUUUGAGGAGUUUGUAUGCUUCAUUAGCAUUGAUACAUCCGACAUUGAUGACGUUGUCCUCCCCUUUCGUGUUAGCAUCACGAGACAUAAACUUCUUGCUCAAGCCUUCAACCUCUACCGUCAAAGUUUGCAAAAGUUCGAGGACACAAAACGAGCUAGAACAGUUGGCACUUUAGGAACUCACAAAGAUGAUUGGAUGGAUGCGCCUUUCGCCCCGUUCUUGUGGCUUAAAAUGUGUCAAUUACCCACAGAUCACCCUGUUCGACGCCUGCUGCGGCGCUCAAGUGGUCCACAAGAUCGGCGCAUACUGGCAAUUGAGAAUGAAAUUGAAGGAAGAAUACUUCUGGCAGAGGAUAAAGUCAUUUUCGUACGUGGACUGCCCUGUUUUCAGGUUCACAUUCUGGCGCCCACUACUAUGGCAAUUCGCUUUGCACUGAUGCAAAUAGAGCAGCGGCUGCCCUCACUCCACGCCAAACUAGUAAUUACGGAACGCUUGCCCAUGGUGCAUGCGAAAUGGGGGGAUAGAUCGGUUCAAGCCCCUACCAUGGGGAACUUUACAACACGCUUUAACUGUUCACCACGUUUGGCACCGAGAAUCACUGUGGUUCACGCGCCGUUAAGCGCUACUCCAGAGGAUCGGCGGGACUUUGCCUCCUACUGCGGCAACGAGAGUGAUCCCGAGUUGGAGCAAGCACAGAUGGGUCAGAAAUUUGCGGACAAACUUUGUACAUACUGA
Molecule: messenger RNA, 3375 nt
Organism: Echinococcus granulosus
Lineage: Eukaryota; Metazoa; Platyhelminthes; Cestoda; Cyclophyllidea; Taeniidae
Exons: 1
Coding region: 1-3375 (1124 amino acids)
Source: RefSeq, a predicted model, not a curated record